AUGGAGGAUUGGAUCGUGACCGAGUUGGGCGGCGAGGGCGCGCGCCGGGCAUUGCUGCAGGAGCGCGCCAGCCCAAAGUGGGAGGCGAUCUGGAUGAAGUGCAUCAGGCGCCUGAAUGUUGCGGCGCACCUUGACGACGAACGCGAGGCGAACGAGGCGGCGCGGAAGUGCUCCAACCUGAGAUGCUCUGCCUGGCAAAUCGUCUCCAGGGCGUUGAAGGUUGUCCUGGCCAAGGCGGCUUACAACAAGCUUGUGAAAGAGCUCGAAGACGAGGAGACUGAGCGCAACCAAAACAUCGUGAUGAUGGUUACCGACAAGGCGGGCAAGAUCGGGGAGCACGGCGAUACAGAGGCAAGCCGCGCGACGGCGAAGAGCGGGCUCGACGGCGUCUUGGCCAGCAUCGCGUCGCUGGAGCCGAGCUGCAACUACUUCACCGUCAACUUUCAGGUGCGCGUAAAGAACCGCCAGAUCGAGAGGGACGGCCUCGAGAAGGCCAAGGCCAUCCUGCAGGGCGCAGAGUUCGGGAACCCGACGACGACGACGCCGGCGAAGAAGAGGAAGUGGGUCCCGAGGUGGACGACCCGCUGA
Molecule: messenger RNA, 588 nt
Organism: Prorocentrum cordatum
Lineage: Eukaryota; Dinophyceae; Prorocentrales; Prorocentraceae
Source: the annotation of a GenBank genome assembly